Somion occarium is the source of this 964-nucleotide messenger RNA. Lineage: Eukaryota; Fungi; Basidiomycota; Agaricomycetes; Polyporales; Cerrenaceae. The record is from the annotation of a GenBank genome assembly.
UUUUCUUGAAUCCGCACACUCGUUAGGCAAACAACCGUCUUCAACAUGCGACCCCAACCACGCUCAACGCGAUCCCGCUACGCCGCCGAAGAGAGUGCUCUUCAUGAUAUCUCCACCGUCACGACAAAGCGACCCCGUGCCGAGGCGUCCUUUCAAGUAUAUCAAGACGAUACCCCACAACCGAGCAGAAAGAAAACCCGUCACCGUAUGACCGACCACCAGCUUGAACGCCUGGAAGCGCUAUACCAAUAUGCGACACAUCCAACACGCCAAGAGAAAGAGGCCCUAGGAGACGAAGUCGGAAUGGACGCGAGAACCGUGACAGUAUGGUUCCAGAAUCGACGUCAACUGGCUAAGAAAGCUUCUGAUACGGAAACGAAGGCCAGGCCCGUGCAACCGACUCAUCGUGAGGCAAACCUGAUUCCACGGCGACCGCUUGCUUCUGUGCCACUCGCGACCAACAACCAGACGAAAACACCGGCCGUACAUAUUGAAACAUUCGAAGUCUCUCAUGAUGUGGCUCGAAAGGCAUGGAACCAUGUACAGCCCAUGACCGGGUCUGUCCAUGAAUUCAACAACCUAUCCACAAGCGAAACACGGAGUCUAGGAGGGAUGAAGAUCCAAACACCAGACUGGACCUGCGACCGCAAUGAGAAACGAGGUCUCAUCGAUAUCGAUAGCCAGAGGGCCAGCUCCUUUGGAGGAGAUACGACCGACGAUGAAGUUGACAUCGUAACUACGGAUGACGACCUCCCUGUCAAGACCUCGAUCGCAUCUGCGCGUAGGGAUAUCCGAAUUCCUCCCGAACUGCGUGCUCGUUUCUCCGCCGACGUAGUACUUGGUGCUUCGCUCCUUCUCUCGUUCCAGCGUUCUGCAAUCUAGCUUUUCCCACAGCGCGAUAGGAUGUCUCCCCUCGAUGUACCCUGCAAGGCCAUCCAAGCGGAUCACUUGCACACAUUUCUGU